AUGUCCGGACUCACGGAUGCCCGGACUCACGGAUGCCCGGACUCACGGAUGCCCGGACUCACGGAUCCCUGGACUCACGGAUCCCCGGACUCACGGAUCCCCGGACUCACGGAUCCCCGGACUCACGGAUGCCCGGACUCACGGAUCCCUGGACUCACGGAUCCCUGGACUCACGGAUGCCCGGACUCACGGAUCCCCGGACUCACGGAUGCCCGGACUCACGGAUGCCCGGACUCACGGAUGCCCGGACUCACGGAUGCCCGGACUCACGGAUGCCCGGACUCACGGAUGCCCGGACUCACGGAUCCCUGGACUCAAGGAUCCCCGGACUCACGGAUCCCUGGACUCACGGAUGCCUGGACUCACGGAUCCCCGGACUCACGGAUCCCUGGACUCACGGAUGUCCGGACUCACGGAUGCCCGGACUCACGGAUGCCCGGACUCACGGAUCCCCGGACUCACGGAUCCCCGGACUCACGGAUCCCUGGACUCACGGAUCCCCGGACUCACGGAUCCCUGGACUCACGGAUGCCUGGACUCACGGAUCCCCGGACUCACGGAUCCCCGGACUCACGGAUCCCCGGACUCACGGAUGCCCGGACUCACGGAUGCCCGGACUCACGGAUGCCCGGACUCACGGAUCCCCGGACUCACGGAUCCCCGGACUCACAGUAUGCUGCUCCACCUGCAAAAGACAAACCCAAAACACAAAGAGCCGUUGAGCCUAGUUGCAAGCGUUGCCGCCCUUAA
Procambarus clarkii (red swamp crayfish) is the source of this 750-nucleotide messenger RNA. NCBI's taxonomy places the organism in Eukaryota, Metazoa, Arthropoda, Malacostraca, Decapoda, Cambaridae. The record is from RefSeq and is a predicted model, not a curated record.